AUGCAACGUUUCGCGGCCGAUACGACAGAGGGAAUAGUGAAACUUCAACGCCAGACUAGCGAUGGAAUCCUGGCCGCAACCGAUGGCCGGAACAACGCUACGCCUGACAGAAUCAGGCAGAAGGAUAUUAUCGCGGCUGAGGACGGGACCAACAUGAGAUCUUUCCUGAAUCUAGUAGAGCGGGAAUUCAAGAACUCAGUUGUUCCCAUAGAAGAGUGGGGCGAGCUCCUGGGAAAAUACGUGACGGGCAAGGCCUUAGUUUUCGUAGAAUUCCUACAGCAGUCCGGAGUGGACAUGUCUGACUGGCAGGAGGUUCGGAAAAGAUUAUGUGAUAGGUUUUGUUCGCUAACGCGGAAAGAGAUGGUAAAAAUGUUGAAAAAGAACACUUGGACGGGAAACUAUUCUGAGUACAUCACCCGAUUUACAGAUAUAGUAGCUGUAGGGACCCACAUACCACCCGAAGAAUUAGUGCUACGGUUCUUUACGUUAAUACCUCCCGAGAUAGGAGAAAGGAUUUCAGCUGAGGGAACUAGGAAGUUCCGCGACUGGCACGAAGCAGCAGUGGCUUUGAGAGCGUGGGCCGAACCGCUAGAGACGUGGCGUGCUGCUAGGAUAAAAAGCUUGCAGGAAUUUAUGGCGAGCGACCACGAGGAAUCGGGCAUGGAAGGGAGCGUACUUACGAACGGGGAAACAGCCCCACCAGUGAGAAAAGGGGGCCCGGUAGAAGAGGGCAACGUUAGACGGUGCUACGAGUGCACAGGGAAGGGACACUUUGGUAGGGAAUGCCCCCAGAAGAGGGCAACGUUAGACGGUGCUACGAGUGCACAGGGAAGGGACACUUUGGUAGGGAAUGCCCCCUCCGCAACGGCGUGCCGAGGCGCGCGGGCGAAAUAUGCACUAAAUGCGGAGGAAAGGAUCACUACGCGCGAGAGUGCGUCAGGCCACAGAGGACACCAAGCGGGAGACAGGCCGGACGAGACUCAGGAACAGAUAUAG
Molecule: messenger RNA, 996 nt
Organism: Eimeria mitis
Lineage: Eukaryota; Apicomplexa; Conoidasida; Eucoccidiorida; Eimeriidae
Molecular function (GO): nucleic acid binding; zinc ion binding
Source: RefSeq, a predicted model, not a curated record